Epinephelus moara (kelp grouper) is the source of this 2239-nucleotide messenger RNA. It is a transcript of the gene eif4ba, whose product is annotated as eukaryotic translation initiation factor 4Ba. Gene Ontology annotation, molecular function: RNA binding. The record is from RefSeq and is a predicted model, not a curated record. The transcript is spliced from 15 exons. The coding region runs from base 100 to 2019 and encodes 639 amino acids. NCBI's taxonomy places the organism in Eukaryota, Metazoa, Chordata, Actinopteri, Perciformes, Serranidae.
CAACUAGGGAGGAGACAGGCCCGUGAACGCCGAUGCGCGCUCCCGAUAAUAAACCUAUGACGCCUUCAUCCGGGAACUACUACAAACUCGUUCUCCAACAUGGCGGCGUCAGCUAAGAAGAAGAAUAAGAAGGGGAAGACCCUCACCUUGACUGACUUCCUGGCAGAGGACAGCGGAGGCAGCAAUGCACCCCCCAGCUACCCAGCCAAGUCCACUAGCUGGGCCGAUGAGACUGAUGACCUGGACGGAGAUGUCUCGACCUCGUGGCACACGGAGGAGGAUUCGUAUCGGGCACCGCCCAUUGAUCGGUCCAUCCUGCCCACAGCGCCUCGCUCAGCUCGUGAACCCGAUAUUGACCGGUCCCGCCUGCCCCGCAGCCCGCCUUACACGGCUUUCCUGGGCAACCUGCCCUAUGAUGUCACUGAAGACUCGAUCAAAGACUUCUUCCGCGGCUUGGCAAUCAGUGCAGUGCGUCUCCCUCGAGAGCCUAGUAACCCAGAGAGGCUCAAGGGCUUUGGCUAUGCUGAAUUUGAUGACGUGGACUCUCUCCUGAGGGCCCUGAGUCUCAGUGAGGAGAACCUGGGAAACCGAAGGAUCCGUGUGGAUAUUGCAGACCAGUCUAAUGAUAAAGAGAGAGAUAAUGGACCUAUGGGAGGCCGAGACAGGGGAGGACGGAUGUCAGACAUGGGUCCUGACAAGACAGACAGUGACUGGAGGGCUCGGCCCAGUGCAGAUAACGACGAUGGACCUCCCAAGAGAGAUGAUGCCUUUGGAGAGAGAUCACGGGAUCGCUACGAGUCGGAUCGUUACAGAGAUGGCCCACGGCGGGACAAUGACCGCUAUGAUGGGGGAAGAGACCGCUACCGGGAUCGCUAUGACGACCGGGACCGCAGAGACUACGAUAGAGGUUUUGACUCUCGUGGUGGUGGAGGUGGUCGUCGUGCCUUUGGCAGUGGCUUCCGCCGUGACUAUGAUGACAGUCGGGGUAGCGGUGAUCGUUACGGGGAUCGGGAUCGUUACGGCGACCGUGAGGACCGGUACGAGAGACGGGAUGAAAGGCGCGAGGAGAGAGCUCCGCAGCAGAGACCCAAGUUGAACCUUAAGCCCCGUAGUGUGCCCAAGGAGGAGGAUGGUAGCAGCGGCAACGCCGGUGGUACUUCCCCAGCAGCGGCAGCUCCGAGCUCAGGAAGCAGGGCCUCCUCCAUCUUUGGUGCAGCCAAGCCGGUUGACACAGCAGCCAAGGAGAGGGAGGUGGAGGAGAGGCUGAAGAAACAGGAAGAGAGGCUGCAGAGGCAGCUGGAGGAGGACAAAGGACGGGGCCAUGACCGAAAGAUGCGGGACAGGUCAGGGGAUGACAAGGACCCAAGCUGGCGCAGCGAAGAAUCUCAUACUGAGCGAUCUCGCACAGGAAGUGAGUCUUCACAGCCAGGAAGUACUUCUGGAAGAGGCUCCCGGUGUCGAGACAGCGAGCGCUCUGGAGAGAAUGAGGUUUUCAGUGGGAGAGAAGGCGAGCCCUCCUCCCCUGGGUCCUCCCCCCAGCCCCCAUCCAGCGGCUCCACCAAGGAGCCACUGAAGGUGAUGCCUGCACCUCCUCCAAAGGAGAACGCCUGGGCCAAGAGAAGUGCGGCCAGCACAGGCUCUAGCGAUGGUGAUGGACGACCUCCGGUCUCUCCUGUCUCCCCAAGUGGUUCAACUCCUCCCAAGCUCAGUUCUGCAGAUGAAAGAGGAUCUGAUAAAGAUGAGAACAAGGCUGAUGGUGUGCGUCGGGACCGGGGGCCCCCACGUGCACGAGGGGGGCCUGCAGGGCCUGGAGCAGGGCGGGGUCGAGGAGAGGGGCCCAACAGAGACCGAAGAAAGGAGGCAGACAGAAGGGAUAACAGAAGAGACCGAGACUCCAGACCACCCCCAGAGCCAAAGAAAUUCGAAGAAACCCCAACCCCCAAGUUCAGCUCAGCCAGUAAGUACGCCGCUUUGCUAAUGGACGGAGACCAAGGAGACGACGCAGAGGACGUAGAAUAGAGAGCAAAUAACGAGACGAGGCCCGAAAAGCGCAAGAGGAGGAGAAAGCGACGACCGCAGAAAAAAAAAUAAUCUCACAUAGCUUAUGAAAAAAAAACUCCUCACAUGGAUGAGGCUCCUGGGAGGACAUCACUCCCUCCUUCCUUUCCUCCUACAAACCUGUCCUUUACUUUCAAACCACCCAACCCAUCCUCCCUCCCCCCCGCCCCACCUUCAGGAC